UACAGCAGCAAGGCGUAUCUCGCCUAAAACCUGGUGGACUUAAAACAGCUACAACACAAUAACAGAAGCUACAAAUUUCCGACGUCUUGGAGUUCUAAAAAAUAUUCCAAAGUUUCAGCUCGAGAAAUUUAACGAGGCGAGUUAUACGCCACUUUACCUUGUAAUUGUGACUAUAUCGCGCGGCGUCGCUGACUUCUUUAGCGAACAGCUAGCUGCAACACAUAGCAUUACAGUUACACUUCACAACAGUGACCAUGUGGAAAUUGUUCAAAAAACAUCUUCCGAGUGUGAUAAUAGCAUAAAAGAGCUGCAGGUCGGCCCACAGCUUUCAGAUUAUUUGUGACUGGCUGCGUUCAUUAUUUUAUAAAAGCAAAGAGAGCAUCCUGAUGAUGGCGUCUGCUGAAGGCGCUGUUGAAGAUGUUGUGGCUUCCCUAUCCACUCAGGAAAAUCAAGAACCGAAUCCGACAAAUGCUUCACAAAAGAGAAACACCACUAAGCUCAAAAAAGAAAAAGUAAAAAAGAAAAGGACCAACGUGAAAAAGAAAAGGACCAACGUGAAGAGAAUGGAGCAGCCCAGAUACACGGUCCACGAGGGCGAGGACAUGCUCCUCGUCAUAUCCAGCACCACUUCGCCGGACCGUAGCACCACAUGGGUCCCCAAGAUAAAGAGGAAAAAGGGAGGAGAGAAAAAGAAUGUCGAAAAAGAGGAGACGCCGCCUGUGAUUGCGGCGAAGCCACACGACCGCAGAUGGGGGCAAAAUCUUCCUGAGGAGGUUCUGGUUAAUAUUUUCAAGAUGGUGGUCAAUGAAGAUGGUGCUGUGCCCUUUCUGUGCAGGGUGGGAAGGGUGUGCCGCUUGUGGAACAUCGCCGCCGCCACUCCUAUUCUGUGGCGGAAAGUCUCCGUCGGUCACUGCUGGAUCGCGCCGGGCGAACAUCAGAACCCAGAAAGACGGAGACGGAUUAAAAACACAUUCGACUGGUUAACGCGGAGCAGAUUCUCUCAGCUACGGGAUUUCUCCCUCCAUCAUUGGACUGAGAAUGUGGACUAUGCAGUCGAUGUUGUGUCGCAGUUCUGCUCUCACCUGAGCUCGCUCACGCUCUCCUACUGUACUGGCCUAACGGAGGCGGCGUUCCAGAGUUUGGGCCUGCACGGCCACUCACUGCGUAGCUUAAACCUACAGUACACGAAGUUUCAAGAGGCUGGUCUUCUCACUUACCUGAAUGAUCACGGCGCACAAAUCCAGCAGAUUAGAUUCACCCACAGACCAAAGUGUGACCGACUUUCCUUCAUCUCUAGGGGAUGCUGUCCCAAUUUGGAGAUGCUGGAGGUUAACACAAAGCUGGACAGUCAAGACAACGAAGUGACUGUUUGUAUCCAAGCGCUACAGAGAGCUUGCCCUAAACUUAAGACGUUCCGGAUGCUGAACGUCUGCCCGGUGUUCAAGAAUACUAAUAGUAGUAAUGGUGCUGAAUCAUCUCCUGGCUUCCCUCUACUGGAGGAGCUGUGUAUUGCCACUGCCUCGUACACCUACAUAAACGACAAACAGUUGCGGGACGUACUCUUUGGCUCCCCCCGGCUGCGGGUGCUGGACCUGCGUGGCUGCUCACGCAUUACAUCUGCGGGCCUGGAGGCUUUACCUUGUCUUGAACUGGAGUGCCUCUUCUGGGCUCAGUAUUUCAGCAGCCACAUGGGCACAUUGUCCCUGAAUACGGGCCUCCAUGCCCUGACGCAGAAGUGGAGUCACACGUUGCGGCAGCUGGAUGUGGCCAAUCAGCCUUUUUCUCAGGAGGACGUGGAGGCGGCCAUGUUUCACCUGGCCCAGGCCAACCACACAGACACCCUGCGGUCACUCAACCUGAGCGGGACCAAAAUCACAGCAGGGGCCCUGAGGCUUCUCAUCGGCCAAACAUCAGCACUAGACUACCUCAACCUGUCCUCCUGUCGGGAUCUACCCAGAGGGGUAAAACGGAUUUAUCGCGGACAAGCGGAAAUUCGGCAGUUGCUGGAAAAAUUGGAAUGCAGUCAAACCUCGGUUUUCGACCACAAUCCGUUCGAGAAGUGAAUCGGUGAAUUCCAAAUCUAUUUUUCCCCAUUACAAAUAAUGGAACAAAAUUUAAUCCAUUCCAAGACUAAUAUAAAAAAAAAAAAAAACCUUUUUUUUUAUUUGCACAUUUUCGUCCGAUCGCGCAACUGCAGCGCGCUGGUCGCAUGAUUGUGAUAGAGCCGUCGCUGAAAUUUAGAAAAUAUUUUGAAAGUCCUGAUGUACCGUUUUCUUUUCAUGUAUAAUGCGCCCCCAUGUAUAAUACGCACCCUGAAAAUGGCAUGUUGAUUCUGGAAAAAAAGCCUGUACCCAUGUAUAAUACGCACCCAAAUUUUGACUCCUACUUAAGUCCGUAAACGUAAAACUAUUUCAGAAAAAAGAUCAUCUUUGGGAGCAACCGGAUGUUAUUCUGCCGGUCAGUGUCACUGCGCAUGCGCUAGCAAACUCGAUAGCGAAGAAAUGUUUUGGAUUUGUGUAGGGUACAUUGUGACAGCAAACGAGCAGGUGAUCGAGCAAGCGUCUGAUACGAGAGCAUCGUGUUCGUAUGGAGCGUGUUUGAAGUGAACAGCAGAGAAGAAAGCGCAUCUGUAAUGGCGGCCUCCGGAUCAUAUCGGGAUAAAAAAAAAAAUAUAUAUAUAUAUAUAUUUUUUGUACCCAUGUAUAAUGCGCACCCCAGAUUUUAGGACAAUAAAUUAGUUAAAUUUUGCGCAUUAUACAUGGAAAAAAACGGUACUUUCCAAAAUUUAAGUGGACCAGUGCGGGGUUAAUACAAUCCUCAAAGUAAGCAUCCGGGCCGCGCGGUCGGGUUUUCUCGGGUCCUUUCGGCUCAUCUCGUGAGGUUCGACCUCCGAAUUUUGUUCGACACCCGAAGCAAAAAAAACUCAAAUUCUUCGUUAGAAUUCCGAUUUGUUCGAGAACCGGGAAGUUCGAAAACCGAGGUUUGACUGUAGAGCUAAAACCAGACACACAAUUGCCUCAAAAAUAGUUACGUUUUUGUAAGACCACAGUGAACCCUGGAUUCACUAACUUGUAGUUUUUCAUUGGUCAUUUCUAAUAAAUGUUUACAGUUCUGCAUCGUA
Syngnathus typhle (broad-nosed pipefish) is the source of this 3121-nucleotide messenger RNA. RefSeq names its product F-box and leucine-rich repeat protein 6 (gene fbxl6). Gene Ontology annotation, cellular component: SCF ubiquitin ligase complex. Lineage: Eukaryota; Metazoa; Chordata; Actinopteri; Syngnathiformes; Syngnathidae. Gene Ontology annotation, molecular function: protein binding. The record is from RefSeq and is a predicted model, not a curated record. The transcript has 10 exons. Gene Ontology annotation, biological process: SCF-dependent proteasomal ubiquitin-dependent protein catabolic process. The coding region runs from base 387 to 2063 and encodes 558 amino acids.